Molecule: messenger RNA, 697 nt
Organism: Vigna umbellata (rice bean)
Lineage: Eukaryota; Viridiplantae; Streptophyta; Magnoliopsida; Fabales; Fabaceae
Molecular function (GO): calcium ion binding
Source: RefSeq, a predicted model, not a curated record
ACCAACAAAGGUUGUCACCCGAAACCAAAGACACAUAAAGUUGGCAGCAAUUUAGUGUGAGAAGAGAAUGAGUGUGGAGGUUUUAGACGGCACGACCAUAGUGCGUUUCGUGGAGGACGAGGAAGCGUUCGGAGAGUGUGUGAGGGAGCUGUUCUGGCAGCUGGACACGGACAAGGAUGGUGUUCUGUCGUACGCGGAGAUGCUGAAGGAGUUGCAGAGGAUGAGGGUGUUGGAGAUUCAUUUUGGCGUGGACGUGAAGCAUGAGCCUGAGGAAGUGGCACGUGUAUACGAGUCUAUGUUCUUGCAAUUCGACCAUGAUCUGAAUGGAAGGGUUGAUAUGGAAGAGUUCAAGGAGGAAACGAAGGAGAUAAUGCUUGCCAUGGCCAAUGGGCUUGGGUCUGUUCCUGUUCAGAUGGCUCUGGAACACGAUAGUCUUCUCAUGAAGGCAGUUCAACGAGAGUGCUCCCCAAAAAUGUCUGCAUAGAGAACCAAAUCAAUAUCUGUCACUCUAUUUAUACCCGCUUUAUCAUUUAGUUUUUUUUUUUUUUCAUUCAUGCUUUCUCUUUUUUCUGUUUUUCUUUUUUAAGUGAAGUGUGAAGUUUUGUCAGAAAAUUACGGAAAUCAACAAAAUUUUAAAAAUUACGAGAUGUGUAGGUAAGUUGUCUAAGAAAUUAUAUAAAAAAAUCGUGCAUCUUCA